Messenger RNA from Manihot esculenta (cassava), 1771 nucleotides. Its product is annotated as probable 6-phosphogluconolactonase 1. Gene Ontology annotation, biological process: pentose-phosphate shunt; carbohydrate metabolic process. The record is from RefSeq and is a predicted model, not a curated record. The coding region runs from base 412 to 1212 and encodes 266 amino acids. Gene Ontology annotation, molecular function: 6-phosphogluconolactonase activity. Lineage: Eukaryota; Viridiplantae; Streptophyta; Magnoliopsida; Malpighiales; Euphorbiaceae. The transcript is spliced from 4 exons.
CUUUGCUUCUCCCUUCCUUCCUUCCUUCCUUUCUCUCUUUCUCCUUGCCUUUAUAUCCGAACAACAAUAAAACCAUCACUACUUCUAACAAUUUCUCAUUAUUUUCAACACUAAAUUUCAUUUUUUUCUUUUAAUUCUUGUUUUUUUGGGAACACUAAUUGCAUGCAUCUUCUCAUCCUUUUGAUACAGAGGAAACAGAUGUUGCAGGAGCAGAGGAUCUAGCCUUUGAGGGAUUUUCUCAUUUCAAAGAAAAGACACAAAUUUUCUUUUAUUUUCUUUUCUUUUUAUAAGAGUUUCUUUCUCUUUCCAAUUUAUCUGUUGACUGAGAAAGAGAAAGAGAGGGAGAGAGAGAGAGAGACAUUGUAUGUGUGUUUUGUCACGAUCAUUGGAUGCACGUGGAAGCCCAGAAGGAUGGCUCUUUCUGGGGUUCAUAAAGAUAGAGGAGAGUUGAGGAUUCAUGAAUGUUUGGAGGAGCUUGGCACUGAUUUGGCAGACUAUAUUGCGGAACUAUCCGAGGCAUCUGUGAAGGAGAGAGGUGCCUUUGCCGUUGCCUUAUCUGGUGGUUCUCUCAUUGGCUUGAUGGGGAAACUUUGUGAAGCUCCCUAUAAUAAGACUGUAGACUGGGCCAAAUGGCACAUAUUUUGGGCAGAUGAACGUGGGGUGGCAAAAAACCAUGCUGAUAGCAACUAUAAGCUGGUAAAGGAUGGGCUUUUGUCCAAGGUCCCUCUUGUACCUAGUCAUGUACACUCUAUCAAUGAUUCACUGUCAGCUGAGGAGGCUGCGAACGACUAUGAGUUUGUUAUUCGUCAACUAGUGAGAACACGGACAAUCGGUGUGUCUGAUGUCAGUGACUGUCCCAAGUUUGACCUCAUCCUUCUUUGUAUGGGCCCUGAUGGUCAUGUUGCCUCCCUGUUUCCUAACCACCCUGUACUUGAUGCAAAGGAUGAAUGGGUUACCUUUAUUACUGAUUCCCCCAAGCCACCACCUGAAAGGAUCACUUUCACUCUGCCUGUCAUAAACUCAGCCUCAAAUGUGGCAGUAGUUGUAGCAGGUGAGGACAAAGCAGAGGCAGUACACUUGGCAAUUGAUGAUGUGGGACCUGACUCUGCACCUCUGCCUGCUCGGAUGGUUCAGCCAACAAAAGGGAAGUUGGUCUGGUUUUUGGACAAGCUAGCUGCCUCAAAACUCGAUGGUUCCCAAUCUUCUGAGUAGGAUCAAGUUUUCAUUGCCAAGCGUGUAGACUUUGAAGUAGCUGACGGUUCAGCAUCCAUGUAUCCUUUUUUUCUUCUUCCAUGAAUUCCCAACUUUUCCUUUCCAUUCUCUUCCUUUGGCUUUGAGUUAAAUUAUCCAUUUGGCUACUAUCCUCUCUUCUCUAGAUGAAUUGGGGAAGUGUGAUUAUCAUCCUUUUUGUGCUAGAACAAAGUUGGGGCCUCAGUGCAAAAGCUUUUUCUGGUUUUGGUUUCUUCUUAGGAUUGUUUUUGAAGCUUGGAUAGUAGUCCCAUGGGGAGCCAGCCCAUCAGAAUCCGGAAACAGGGCACAGCCCUACUCUUUUUUUGGUUUAGUGUCAGGUGAAAGAGUUUGAUGGAAUUCAGUAGGAACUUUAUGCAAACAACAUUACAAUUCCUAUUAUCAGAAUAUACAACUUUACACAGUUUCAUCCAAUGCCUUCUAUUAGAAUGUAAUGUGACAUCCAAACAAUAUAUUGUACUUGGCAAUUUGCAUGCAUAUUUUCAAUAUAUCAUUGCAAAAAUGUAGCUUCUGAGAUUGAUAA